Molecule: messenger RNA, 1595 nt
Organism: Ceratina calcarata
Lineage: Eukaryota; Metazoa; Arthropoda; Insecta; Hymenoptera; Apidae
Product: KICSTOR complex protein kaptin
Exons: 6
Coding region: 344-1594 (416 amino acids)
Biological process (GO): cellular response to amino acid starvation; actin filament organization; negative regulation of TORC1 signaling
Cellular component (GO): actin cytoskeleton; lamellipodium; KICSTOR complex
Molecular function (GO): actin filament binding
Source: RefSeq, a predicted model, not a curated record
AUAAUUAGAAAAUACUUCAACACCUUUUCUCUAAAAAUAUUUAAUCGUUCCCUGUUAUGUAUUCAGACAAAAUGUGCGAAAGGAAAAUAGAUUCAAUUAAUUUGUCCUCUACUGGGACUUGGAUAUGCGGAUUGCAUGGUGUCAACGCAGCUGACGUGCAUUGAUAAACAUAUUAAAAACUCUUCUCCGAAAUACGAUUUAUGUAUUAAAAAACAAAUUCAAUAUGCUAUUAGUUUCAAUCUUCAACCUGAGAAUCACGUUCCACCGCGAGACGAAUAUUUAUCAUUUAAACACGUGAAAACUACUAUUCUAACCUUUGAGGUUAUCCACCGCGAGAUUAAAAAUGAACAAUUUGACAGACGCACAUUGGUUCCCCUUGGCGUCGCAGGGUAACAUUUACUCAUUGACGAAACUCUGUUCCGUCAACGGUUCUAACAAAGUGUUAGUGGCUUCAUUAAAGCGGAAAAUAUAUUCCUGCGAAUGCCACCUGAUGCAGAAUCUGCAUUUACGGCCACUGGUCAAAGAACUGCUCUUCACAUACAUUCCCAGUGGUGCAGAAAUUAUAUCUAUUGACGCUUAUAAUAAAUCCGACGGUGGCGAUGGAUUCGUCAUUGGAAUAACUAUCCUAAAAGCGAGCACAGACACUUCUGUAGAAAGAUAUUUAAACAUUUACACAGAAGGUGCAGUGGACGGGGACGGAGACGAAGCGAGUUCUAUCGAAGCCAUAGCACAAAACUGCCUCAUGGUGGAACUCACGUACACUCCUUAUCAUUUGUACCAUACGAUACUCCCACAACAAGAUUCCCCAAACGAGGUCGUGUGGCUGCUCUCUGGCAGUGAUUACAAGAUUCACAUGAUCAAGGAAGAUAAAUUGAAUCAUGGCUAUAGCGAGUCUCCGAUUGAGAAAUACUUUCCUGAGCUGCACGACAUUCAAGGAAUCGCUAUAUGGAUGAACAUCUACUAUUAUGAUAACUGUAAUUGGAGGCUCACAGUGAUCGGCUGUGAAUGCGGACUGGUUAUCGUAGCUAUAACUAACGUUUUAGAAUUGAAAAUAUGCGAGAGAUGGAAAUUGAGGUACGACAGGCCCAUCUCCAGUGUGUCUGUCUUCCCAUUAAAGAAUAAUAUCGAUAAACCUUCGUUCGUUAAAUCCAAAGAUUCAGAUUGCCCAACGAAGGAUCAGGACACUAAAUUAAACGUUGUUGUUGUGAACACUUACAACGCAGUUGUUUUCAUGGACGUUUUGAAUAAUGGAAUGGAUAAUGAUAUCACGUUGACUGGCAGUGAAACGUCUGAUUGCAUUCUGUGUUCCUGCAUAGCUGAUAUAAAUAUGGAUGGUCAGAAUGAAAUCCUGUUAGGAACUUAUGGGCAAGAAGUACUGAUAUUCUCUUUUGUCAAUGACACGUGGGAAUUGAUUAUUAGGAAACUGUUCGACGCUCCUGUUCAUUCGAUAUGUUAUAUGGAUAUCACGAAUGAUGGUAUGAAGGAGCUGAUUGUACUUACACAACGAGGAGUGCAUAUAUUGCAGCACAAUAUUACGGAUGUUAAAGUUAAGUGGAGGAAACGAUUUAAAAAAUUUAUAGAGGAAAGAAUAUAAA